CGAAAGGCGCGGGUAAGGAUGGGAUUUUGACGACCACGUAUAGAGUGGUGCAUCCCAGUCCUUCCCUCGUGGACGGGUGGAAGGAGAAAGAGGAGGAGGAGGAUCACGCAUCCGUAGCAAUUUCGGUCCAAGACACCUGAAGCCCUGCGAACACCCGUGCUGGCACCCCUCUCGCCACGAUGGCCAACCCCAAGGUGUUCUUCGACAUGACAAUUGGCGGCGAGAGCGCUGGCAGGAUCGUGAUGGAGCUCCGGGCCGACGUGGCUCCCAAGACAGCGGAGAACUUCCGCUGCCUCUGCACCGGGGAGAAGGGCACGGGCAAGUCGGGCAAGCCCCUGCACUUCAAGGGCAGCGCAUUCCACCGCGUCAUCCCAGACUUCAUGUGCCAGGGCGGCGACUUCACCGCCGGCAACGGCACGGGCGGCGAGUCCAUCUACGGCAGCAAGUUCGCGGACGAGAACUUCACGCUCAAGCACACGGGCCCUGGGAUCCUCUCCAUGGCGAACGCGGGCCCCAACACGAACGGGUCCCAGUUCUUCCUCUGCACGGUGAAGACCGCCUGGCUCGAUGGCAAGCACGUCGUGUUCGGUUCUGUGACCGAGGGCAUGGACGUCGUAAAGAAGGCCGAGGCAGUGGGCUCGCAAUCUGGCAAGACCAGCAAGCCCGUGGUCAUCUCCGACUGCGGGCAGCUCUGAGCGCGCCUGCUGCGCUCGCCCCACAGCCGCCGCCGCCCCCCGCACCUCCUCCGCCCCCUAUCGCCUCGCCUGCUGGGCGGCGGGUCGGGAGCGAUUCCAGAUUUUGACACGGACUCGGAGCCAGAGGAGCAAUAUGUCAGGAUAACAAUAGGCCGCCACCUCCUCGCCACGACAUGGCUCGUACCGCUUGGCGCACGCGCUGACUGCCUUAAACAUCAAGCAUAC
Messenger RNA from Prorocentrum cordatum, 920 nucleotides. The record is from the annotation of a GenBank genome assembly. NCBI's taxonomy places the organism in Eukaryota, Dinophyceae, Prorocentrales, Prorocentraceae.